This is a messenger RNA of Cannabis sativa, 846 nucleotides long. RefSeq lists its product as uncharacterized. The transcript is spliced from 2 exons. The record is from RefSeq and is a predicted model, not a curated record. Bases 1 to 846 code for a protein of 281 amino acids. Lineage: Eukaryota; Viridiplantae; Streptophyta; Magnoliopsida; Rosales; Cannabaceae.
AUGAAAAUAGGGGAUCAAAUAGUUGCUAAACUUGAUCGGGAUGAGGUUGAAUGUGAGGCCUCUCUUUGGAAAAACUCGAUUGUUUGCAUUGUGCUAGGAGCUAACCCUGCGUUCAGGGUUUUUGAAGGGCUUAUCAAAAGUGUUUGGGGAAAUCUGGUUGUUGAGAGGAUUCCUAGAAUGAAUUCGGGCUUUACUUUAGUGAGUUUCAGCGAUGAAGAAACAAGAGACCUUAUCUUUGAAACAGUGGUUAUUCAUUUUGAUAAAAAACUAGUGAUCCUAAGACCUUGGACAACUGAUAUUGAUUCAGCUAGGAUGGUGAAAUCAGUCCCAGUUUGGGUGCGAUUGAAUGGACUUAAUUUGCAACAUUGGGGGAAAAAGAGCCUUAGUGCUCUUGUGAGUACUAUAGGCAAGCCCAUAAUGGUUGAUAAGGUCACAUUAAGUAGAACUAUGAUCAAAUAUGCUAGAGUUUUAGUGGACAUUAGGAUUUCUGAUAGUCCACCAAAAACAAUAGCCUAUAUUAAUAAAAGAAAGCAGUUGGCGGAGCAGUUGAGUAUAAAUGGCUUCCAUCAAAGUGUGGGGCAUAGGAAAAAAGGGAAUGAAGAGCAGAAAAUGAAGGCCUCGGUUUCAGAGAAGGUUGUCCCUAGUGUUGAGAAAAAUAUACUAGUUGGUGAUAUUAUGGAUAACAGCUGCUGUCUCACCGAAGCAGGUUCUGAGAAAGGAGGAAAUGAGAAGCAGGUUAGUGGAUCAAUAAAUGUUGAAACAGAAGAUACUAACUGGAUUACACCUCGAAGGAGAGGUUCCAAACAGGCUGCUACAGCCGGUUUAGAAGCUGCUACGAGAAAUUGA